AUGGCUCUUGAUGAUGUUAUUACCUUUUUAUUAACUGCUGAGACUCGUAUGGCUGAAUACACCCCUUCCAUGACGUCUGAUUCUACCACUCAAGUGUUUUAUGCUAAUCGUGGCCAUGGCUUUUCCAAUUGUGGGUCCUCAUUUUCCCGUGGUGGUCGUGGUGGUGGCUUUUCUGGCUCCCGUGGUGGUUUUUCUGGCCCCAGUUCUUCUCCUAGUCGAGGCAUCCUUCCUCUCCCCUCUCAGGCUCCCCUUUCCAUGCCCGUUGCUCCUAGCCGUGGUGGUUUCUCCUCUCCGUCUUAUGGUUCAUCUCCUGGUUUUAACGGUCGUUGUUAUAACUGUGGUGAAUAUGGUCAUAUGGCUCGUCGCUGCCCUUGCCCUCCUGUUGCUCCUCAAGCCAUGGUUGCCUCUCAUACUCCUACUCCGUCAUCUACCUGGUUUACUGAUAGUGGUGCCUCUGCUCACAUAACAAAUGACCUUGCUCAUCUCCAGCUCUCUCAGACUUACGGUGGUUCGGAUCAAGUUUCUGUGGGUAACGGCCAAGGUUUGCAUAUAACUAAUAUUGGUUCUUGUUCCAUCUCUCAAUUCCAUUUAAAUAAAGUUCUUCAUUGUCCUUCCGCAUCUCAUAAUUUACUUCGUGUUCAUCAAUUUGCUCUUGAUAAUUCUGUCUAUUUUAUUUUCACCCCCUCUGAUUUCUAUGUGAAGGAUCUCGUCUCGGGGAAGACGCUUUUCCACAGCAAGAGUGAAAAUGGUCUCUACCCGUUCCGGUCUCCUUCGUCCUCCUCCUCAUUUCCUACCAUCGCUGUGGCCCUCCUUGGUAUCCGUACUUCUUCUCCCGUAUGGCAUCAACGCUUAGGUCAUCCAUCUCCUGCUGUCUUUCAAAAGCUUUUAGCUCUCCUUCCCCUUUGUGGUUCUCCUCGGAGUUCUUUUUGUUCUCAUUGUCCUCUAGGCAAAAGUAGUCGUUUACCAUUUCAGUUAUCUUCUUCUGUUUCUACUGUUCCGAUAUUGGUGGAAAAUUUGUUGUCUGUUGACCGUGUGUGCACAAUCAAAUCUCUUCAAACAGAUAGGGGGGCUUAA
Molecule: messenger RNA, 1074 nt
Organism: Prunus armeniaca (apricot)
Lineage: Eukaryota; Viridiplantae; Streptophyta; Magnoliopsida; Rosales; Rosaceae
Source: the annotation of a GenBank genome assembly